GGGGCUGAAGAGGUGCAGAGAAGCGACGGCCAGGCCUGGCUCUACUGAGGACGAUCUGCGGGGGAGGGAACAGGGAGGGGACCUAGCUUCUCCCUCCCCGCCAGGGUCCGGGGAGGAGGCUGCUCCAAACGGGGCUGCCGGCCUGCUCGCUAGGCAGGGGCGCUGUCUCUUUAAGGAGGAGGGUGCCUGGAUUGGAGCGGGGGUGGCUCUUUUAGUUUCUGCGGGCCUGGGCUGCUUCCCUUGCCGGGCUCGCGGGCCAAGGGGCCCUUUUGCAGCAAUGCCCUGGCUGGUGCACCUGGGCCCUCCGGCGGCUCACCGCUCGCUGGGCUCCGGGGCGCUGCUCCAAGCUACCGCACGCAUCGUCUGGAGCAAGGUGGGCAGCGGCGGCAGCAGCCCCAGAGCAGCAGCGGGGGCCCCGCCGUUCCUAGGCGGCCAGGUGCAGGCUGGCCCCGGCGGAGGAGAAGCUAGAGAGGCUCCGCACAGGAGGGAGCCUCGACCCAGCCUCCGACGGGAGUGCAGCUGGCUCGUCCUGGGGGACCUGCGCCUGCAAAGCCCCCUCCGCUUCCUGCCCCCAGCUGAUCCCAGCCGCCGGGCCGGCUGCAGAGCUGCUCAGGCGGGUUGUCUGCCCCCCCGCCGGGGCUUCGGAUACAGACAGCAGGUGCAAGAGGACGCGGAGUUCAGCCAUCUGCAGCCCCAGAUAACUCUGCAAGCAACUGCCAGCAACUUCCCCAGCAGCAGCCGCGGCAGCUCCGGGAAGGACACAAGUAGAUCCCCUGAAAAGGAAGUCACAGAUCCCAGUGAUGAGGAUGAGAAGAAACCCAACAAAUCCCAGCAGCUGAAAAAGGUUUUUAAAGAAUACGGCGCUGUAGGAGUUUCAUUCCACGUUGGAAUUUCAUUAAUGUCUUUGGGAAUAUUCUACCUGGCUGUUUCAAGUGGUGUGGACAUGACUGCAGUUCUCCUAAAACUUGGAUUCAGUGAAGCAUUGGUGCAAUCCAAAGUGGCUGCUGGUACAAGCACAUUUGUGUUGGCCUAUGCUAUUCACAAAGUGUUUGCUCCAGUCCGAAUCAGCAUUACCUUAGUUUCUGUGCCAUUCCUUGUCCGAUAUUUCCGUAAGAUUGGUUUCUUCAAACCUCCUGCCUCAAACCCAUGAUGAAAUCUUAUUUUUUUUUUUUUAAAUGUCAUGUUCAUAUAGCUUUUAAAAGUGCCGUGCAACUGCAGUUGCCCUAAUUUGGACUCAUGUUAAUACUGAUCUCAUCUCGCAUUUUUGCUUGUCCUUUCAGGAAAAUGUUGAUAACCCCUUCCCUUCCCUGUUAAAAUGGUAUCUGAAAACUCCUGCCCGUGAUAACAUAAGCACUUACCUAGGAAUGAGGAAACUCAUUUAGAACAUACAUCUUAGUCUCUUUACAGCUCAGCCAUUUGGGCCUUACUUUUUUGUUGGUGAAACACACUUGCUACAGUGCAGCACUAGUUCAUAAUAGUGUAUUUCAGGAACUAAACUAAGAUUGAAUCCCCAUUUAAUUAUUCUCUGAAGCAUACUCUGUCCUAUCAUGUGAAUGCCUCUUUUGAUACACAAACUCAGUGCUUAGUAUUUAUCCAUUGCCCCUUUAAAAUAAUUUCUUGCUCUGAAAAGGCACUCUGGCCAUGCUGUACUUCCAUACUUCUAAGUUGUAUGGAUGCUGAGCAUCACUUAAAAGCUCACUCUCCUGGUUGACUAGCAGCUGGCCCUACUGGAAUCUUAUUUAUCCUAUGAAGUGAGCUGUAGCUCACGAAAGCUCAUGCUCAAAUAAAUUGGUUAGUCUCUAAGGUGCCACAAGUCCUCCUUUUCUUUUUGCGAAUACAGACUAACACGGCUGUUACUCUGAAACCUUAUUUAUACUAGAGUGCUGUAGACUAUUUGAGUGAAAUCCUGAUUCCCCUGAAAUCAAUGGAAGUUUUGUUACUGACUUCAAGGGGACCACAAUUUCAGUCUGUGGGCAUGAUCCAAAGCCCAUUGAAGUCGGUGGCAAGGCUCCCAUAGGCUUCAAUGUGGUGGAUCAGGCCCUGUAUUAGCAGACAUAUCUACAACUGAAAACAAGCUGUAGCAGGUUCUCAGCCCCUGCAGAAGAAGCUCAUAUACAUUCCUGAAGUCCAUACGCUAUAAUUCUGCAGACUGUUGAAUGCACCAGCUAGUCACUCGAUUCUUAUAUUAAACUAACAUGUCUUAAUAUGGGGGGGGAGUGAUCUAUACUUUUAAGACUCUUUAUUGCAUAGCUCACAUCAGAUAUCAUUUUAAAGUGCUAUUUCCUUUGAUGUUUGAGUUGUCAUUUUGGCUUGCUGUUCACAACUCAAUAUGGCAGGUUUCUACAAACUGCUGCAAUGUCUAUAAUUCAUCAGGUCAAGAAAUCUGCAGGUCUGAGCUACCUACUAUGGAGUGCAUAUUAACUAUUUUAAUGUGAACAGAAAAAAAAAAGCUUAGUUCUGAUCUCUGCAGUAAAUUCCAAAAACUUACCAAUGUGCUACAUUGCUCUUGCACUGCAGAAGUAUUACCGUGAAGUCACAAUAAGGGUAUGUCUACACUGUGGAUCGAUGCUGCGGCGAUCGAUCCACUGGGGGUCGAUUUAGCGGCUCUCGUGAAGGCCUGCUAAAUCAACCACAGAUCGCUCUCCCAUCGACUCCGAUACGCCACCAGAAUGAGAAGCAUAAGGUAAGUGGAUGGGGAAACUCUACACCCAGUGCAGUGUAGGCACUGCAGUAAGUCGACCUAAGCAACAGCGACUCCAGCUAUGUUAUUCACAUAGCUGGAGUUGUGUAACUUAGGUCGACUUAAUCCUGUAGUGUAGACUAGUGGUUUUCAAACUUUUUUUCUGGGGACCCUGUUGAAGAAAAUUAUUGAUGCCCGUGACCCAGCGGAGCUGGGGAUAAGGGGGUUGGGAUGUGGGAGGGGCUCAGGGCUGGGGCAGAGGGUUGCGGUGAGGGCUGCAGGGUGGGGCUGGGAAUGAGAGGUUCAGGAUGUGGGAGGGGGCUCUGGGUUGAGGAUGAGGGGUUUGGGGUGCAGGAAGGGGUUCUGGAUUUGGGGGGGGCUCAAAGCUGGGGCAGGAGAUUGGGGUGUGGGCUUACCUCAGGCAGCUCCCAGUCAGUGCAGCUGGGAUGCGGAGGCAGGCUUCCCUCCUAUCCUGGCACCACAGACCAUGCUGUGCCCCAGAAGCAGCCAGCAGCAGGUCUGGCUCCUAGGCAGAGGUGCGCAAGCGGCUCCGUAUGGCUCUUGCCCGCAAGCACCAACCCCCCUCCCCAGCUCCUAUUGGCCAGUUUCCAGUCAAUGGGACUGCGGAGCCGGUGCUCAGCGCAGGGACGGUGUGCAGAGCCCUGUGGCCCCCCUGCCUAGAAGUCAGACCUGCUGCUGGCUGGUUUGGGGGCACAACGCAGUGUCAGAAUAGGUAGUCACUAGCCUGCCUUAGCUGGGCAGCACUGCCGAUGGGACUUUUAAUGUCCCUGGGUGCUGAGCAAGGUGACCCAGAGCCUUACAUGCUGCAACUCAGUACUGGAUCGCUACCUGAACUUUGAAAAACACUGGUGUCGACUUGCCCUAAGUGAGAUUGACCUAAAUGAGCACUUCGUAGUUUUAGGCCCAAGAUUUAGACAUAUAUAUUCAUUAUGAAAUUAAAUAGAAAUAUUUUCAGUAGCUUUAUCUGGAUGUUCCUCUGCAGUGUUGGUGAAACAAACACUGCAGCAUAAUGCAAGUGAAAUGGACUAUAAACAGACUAGUUCACCUCCACCCUCCAAGCUGAGGGAAGUGCAAAGAACUAAGGAUGUGUCAAUGAUGAUUCAAUUCUAACUUAUUUAUCCUUUUAAAUAAUCAGUUGAAAAAUACUUCUUAAAUAUUUUAUCACUGUGACAAUGUUCCUAUCCUAAUGUGGAGUUUAGUAUGUACAUAUAGCCAUGCAAUACAGAGUGCCCAAGACUGGGUCCAAAAUAAGCUAUUGUGUACACCUCAAGGGAUUUUGAUGACUUAGGGCUAGAUUGGCAGCUUGCAAACUGCCCUGAGUAAGGGGCAGCAUAUAACUGCACUACCCCAGGAGCAGGGGCCAUAUUGUGACUAAGAGUUGCAGUGUGGUCCCUGCUUCCUCUUUGCUCCAUGGGAGAUGUAAGAUGCUAGCCUUCUUUCUAAUGUAGCUUAAAUCACCUUCUGCUCCUGUUCUGCUGCUCUGGCUGGCUCACUGCCUGGCCAGGAGAGAGAGUUAGCUGCUCCUAGGUGGCUGCAUUCCCUCUUGCUUUGUGCCCCAUGAUGCAGGUAGUUUGUGCAGAGACAAAAUGGGGUGCCUCACAUCCCUGCAAUGGUGUGUAAGCUAGUUUGUGAUCAACUUAUCAAGCAGAGUUUACAUUUCAUUUUAAUUGCUGGAAUGUUUUGAGUUUUUAAUUGAAAUUGCCUUCUGGUGAUGCUACUGAAUAAUGGACAUUCUGGAUAAAAUUGAAAUAUUUUUAAAGUAACCAUUGAAGGUGGUGGUGGUGGUGGUGGUGGUUGCAUUAUUAACUCCUCACAACAGUAACUUCCCUAGUCUCCUGUGAUUUGCUAGCUGCUAAAACAUUGGGGGGGCCUUUUAAAAAAAAAAAAAAAAUCCGUUUGACCUUGAGUAGAAUGUCUAAAUUUCCUUAAAGGAAACAUUUUUGGUUUUAUUCCCUUUCCCAUAAUUAUUUAUAAUAGAGCCAUUUUCUCUGAUGGGCUCCCUAUUGCUUUAUAGAGAGUUCUCUGAUCUUGAGUACUGUUGCAGUCACUUUGAUACUAAAGAUAUAGCAAGAUACAAAAAAUCCUACUUUUUAAAGUAUUCAAAUUGUCAUAUCACUUUAUUCUUUCAUUUCUAAGUAAAAUGUGUAUUUUUCUAUUAUCACUAUUAGAAGGACUGGAAUGCUACUUGUUUUGCUAUGUUACUUCCUGUAAUGCAGUCAUGAUUUUAUGGUUUCUGGAAACAAUACUCACUUUAAAAAUCACCAGCGUGCCAAGGUAAUUUCAUUUGUAAUUAAACUGCACUUGUCCCCUUUUAAGUGAGAUUGAGAGACUAUUUUUACCUCUGAAUUAGACAAAUCUGGUUGUAAAAACUGUCAUUUGCAACCUUUGUUUAGAUGAACAUUUUUGCAAUAUAUUUUAAAUCAAGAAUAUAUUUUGAAUUUCUGAAUCCUCCUAUGUAAGCUUAGAAAUGUGAAAACAGAAUUAGUUUGUGAAAUAAUAGCAAAGGCCUUAGAAUUGGCAACACUGGUAGAAAAUACAAUAAAAUAUUUUUUUCCCUUC
Chelonia mydas (Green sea turtle) is the source of this 5260-nucleotide messenger RNA. It is a transcript of the gene MIMS2, whose product is annotated as family with sequence similarity 210 member B. Bases 278 to 1150 code for a protein of 290 amino acids. Gene Ontology annotation, cellular component: mitochondrion. The record is from RefSeq and is a predicted model, not a curated record. The transcript has 3 exons. Lineage: Eukaryota; Metazoa; Chordata; Testudines; Cheloniidae.